AUGUUUGCUGCUCGUCUUUCCGCCCCAUCAACCUCAACCCGUCGUUUUAUAGGCUCUUUCGUACGCAGAAUGUCGUCUACUGAAGUUGUCGUCGUUGCUGCUUCCCGGACACCCGUCGGCUCGAUCAACGGUACUCUGAAAACUUUGACGGCCCCUCAGCUCGGUAUUGUUGCCCUCAAGCACGCCUUUGAGCAGUCUAAGGUCGAUCCUGCUGUCGUCGAAGAGAUUUACUUCGGCAAUGUCAUCCAAGCGGGUGUCGGCCAGUCGCCAGCGCGGCAGGUAGCGAUUGGGUCUGGAAUGAAGACGAGCUCGGACGCGACGACGAUCAACAAGGUCUGCGCCAGUGGCAUGAAGUCGAUUAUGCUUGCUGCCCAGAGUAUCACAUCUGGUGACAACAGUGUGGCCGUCGCCGGCGGUAUGGAGAGCAUGAGUAAUGCGCCAUUCCUGCUACCUCGUCAGAACCCUCUUUUCGGCAAGUUCGAGGCCAAGGACUCUCUGGAGAGCGACGGUCUUUGGUGUGCGCACAACAACUUCGCGAUGGGUCACUGCGGCGAGGCAGCCGCGGAGAAGCACAAGAUAUCGAGGCAGGCGCAAGAUGAGCAUGCUAUCGAGUCCUACAAGCGGGCGGAGCGGGCAUGGAAGGCUGGUGCUUUCGAUGCGGAAAUCGCUCCCGUUACGAUCAAGGGCAAGAAAGCCGAUACGAUCGUGAAGGAGGACGAAGAGUACAAGCGUGUCAUCUACGAAAAGGUCCCAACACUGAACACUGUCUUCAAGAAGCAGGGCGGAACCAUCACUCCUGCUAACUCCUCGAGCUUGAACGAUGGGGCAUCUGCGUUGAUCCUCAUGUCCUCUGCGAAGGCGCAGGAGCUUGGAGUCAAGCCUAUUGCCAAGAUUAUCUCGUAUGCUGAUGCUGGCGUGGAGCCCAUCGACUUCCCUAUCGCCCCGACCAUCGCAAUCCCUAAGGCACUGAAGAAGGCCAACCUUUCGGUCGACGACAUCACAUUGUUCGAGAUCAACGAAGCGUUUUCGGUCGUGGUCAGAAUUGCGGAGCAGGUCUUGAACAUUGAUCCCGCCAAGAUCAACGUUAAUGGUGGUGCCGUUGCUCUUGGCCAUGCUAUUGGCAACUCGGGAUCUCGCAUCGUUGUUUCACUCAUUCAUGCUCUAAAGUCAGGAGAGUACGGCGCUGCAGGUAUUUGCAACGGUGGUGGUGCUGCAUCUGCUAUCAUCGUCCAAAAGCUGUAA
Molecule: messenger RNA, 1242 nt
Organism: Sparassis crispa
Lineage: Eukaryota; Fungi; Basidiomycota; Agaricomycetes; Polyporales; Sparassidaceae
Product: Acetyl-CoA acetyltransferase
Exons: 6
Coding region: 1-1242 (413 amino acids)
Biological process (GO): fatty acid beta-oxidation
Molecular function (GO): acetyl-CoA C-acetyltransferase activity
Source: RefSeq, a predicted model, not a curated record